GUUUUCAUUUGGGAGUCUUUACCUGAAGUUCUAAAAGCAGUUCUUUCUCAGAAUUAUACGUAUUUGAUUCAGAAAUUUAAUACAAGAAUGAAGCAUCCUGAUAGAUUAUGGAAUUUCAAUUUUAUUCUAAAACGACAAUGCUACAGACAAAAAGCUAUGAAGUUAAAGGAA
This is a messenger RNA of Racocetra persica, 171 nucleotides long. The record is from the annotation of a GenBank genome assembly. Lineage: Eukaryota; Fungi; Glomeromycota; Glomeromycetes; Diversisporales; Gigasporaceae.